This is a messenger RNA of Monosiga brevicollis MX1, 989 nucleotides long. RefSeq lists its product as uncharacterized. The record is from RefSeq and is a predicted model, not a curated record. Lineage: Eukaryota; Choanoflagellata; Craspedida; Salpingoecidae. Gene Ontology annotation, biological process: tRNA import into mitochondrion; protein targeting; protein import into mitochondrial matrix. The transcript is spliced from 4 exons. Bases 43 to 417 code for a protein of 124 amino acids. Gene Ontology annotation, cellular component: mitochondrial outer membrane translocase complex; mitochondrial outer membrane. Gene Ontology annotation, molecular function: transmembrane protein transporter activity.
GCUGCCCCUGCACGUUGUCCAUCUUCUUUUUGCAACGAUAUCAUGUCGAUGAGCACGGGACUCAAGCUUGUAGGUGGCCUCGGCCUGGCAGCUGGCCUCGCCUACUGCGUCUAUUUUGACUACAAGCGCACCCAUGCUCCGGAUUAUCAGGAGAAGAUUCGCAAGCGUCGUGAGGAGCAAAAUGCCAAGAAGCAGUCUACGAUUGACCCCAAUCAACUGCAGGCCAUCUUCAACAAGUGCAUCGAGCAGGGCCAGGCUCUUGUUGCUACCCAACCACAGCUGGCCGCGCGGCACUUUGCCAACGCUGUCCGCAUCAGCCAGAACCCUAGCAACCUGAUUCAGAUUCUCAAGCGCCAGCUGCCGCCCCAGGUCUUCCUCAUGAUUAUGCAGGAUCUGCAGGCCAACGCAACCGAGUAAAUUUGCUGUUUUGGGCAGGGCCCACACGCACCAGUGUCUAGAUUUAACGGAUGCUACCGACUCAGCCUUUUUCCUCCUUCCUUUUUUUUUUUAAAGCUGAGAGCAGCUUUUGUGCGCUUGUAUUUGUUUGAGUGUCUGUGUGCGUGUGCGCAUUCUUCUUUCUGCGUUUUGCUUUUCUUCCAGCUUUACUUCAGCCUUUACCCAGACCAAAAUUUGCCCACCCUGACUGGUCAGGGCUGAUGGAUCGUCAAUUUGCUUCCAAAACUUGCGCUUCCUUGUACUCGCCGUGCUGAGCUUCCCAUGUCGGUCUGCCUUUUGGUCUUGGCUGCGCAGAGGUCUCGUUUGAGCGUUUUACUGGCUUUGGUGAUGCCUUGAUCCUGCUGACUUGACUUGCUUGUCAUGCAGAGGACCCCCCCUCGCCCUUCCAAUUUGUUGCUUGUGCGCUUGUCAGCGAGUUGAGUUGGGCACAUGAUUCGACUUGCAUGCAAACACAGACGCACGUCCAUUUGCACACAGUCGCUGUUGAGUGCCUUGGUAAACUCAAGUUCGAAUAAAAUUGCGAUUCAGGAUUC